Molecule: messenger RNA, 951 nt
Organism: Oppia nitens
Lineage: Eukaryota; Metazoa; Arthropoda; Arachnida; Sarcoptiformes; Oppiidae
Exons: 4
Coding region: 32-880 (282 amino acids)
Source: RefSeq, a predicted model, not a curated record
AAAUAUUUAGUUUAAUAAAAAUAAAAACACAAUGGAUAUUAUAGAUCCUAAUCUAUAUACAUCAAAAAAUAGCCAUGCUCAAUUAUCAACUAUAGAUUCAAUUAAAAAUCAUAUUCAAAACAAUGAUAAUAAUAAAUCAUAUGAUUUGAUUGUUGAUGUGGGCUGUGGUGGCGGUGUUUCGACCAAUCUAUUGGCCAAACAUAUACCUCAGCAUAAACUGAUUGUCGGUAUCGAUGUCGUACCCGAUAUGAUAAGCUAUGCCCGCAGUAAUAAUACGGAUGACACCAUUGAAUAUGUGGAGCAAGAUAUGAGUGUCAAGUGGACAGAAAUCGGUAGUCAACGGAUCAGACAACUGGAGUCGAAAGUGGAUCUGAUUUAUUCAAAUAUGGUCUUAGAGUAUAUGCCCGACAAAUGGCUAGUUAUGGACACUGUUAACCGUUUGUUGACUACCGGCGGUCUAUUUCAUGCAAACAUUUUCAUAUUACCCGAUCUGAACAAAAAACUAGUAAACAACGGACCGAAACCAUGGUAUCAAACCCGCGAAAAACAAUUAGACGAUUGGCGUCAAAGUCUAUCGGAUAAUCACUUACUGGUCAAACAGUUUGAUACGAUUGAUGUCUGUUGGCCGACGGAUAGACAGAAAAUGAUUGAAUUCAUGCCAAUUAUGAUAUCAAAGUUUCGGUCAUUUUUUAAAAACCGCAAACAAUUUGAUGCCGAACUCAACGAUCACUUAACGGAUACAGUGUUUGACGCCUACGUCAAUCCCGACAGCCCUGAGCCCAAUCCCAGAGCGUGGCAACAGUUUUUGGCCGAUCCGACCGUUACGGAAGUCAAUCGUUACCAUCGAUUGCUUAGAGUUACAGCUAUUAAACAAAACUAAAAUUUUUAUUUUCUGAUAAUUAUUUUUAAUUAUAAUAAUAUUAAUUAUUAUUGUUAUUAUUAUCAUUAUUA